CAACGAUUGCGUUGAACCAUUUCAUAUGCCCUAUAUAAGUAAUUACGAUACUAAAUAUUUGUUUAUACUUUUGUGGCAACAUGGCGGCAUUUGUCAUAAUAUUAGUUGCGACAUGCCUCUUUUGUAUGGCGCACAGCCAGUUCCUGCCGCCCAUCGUAACCCGGGACUACGGUUACGAGUACGGCCCGCUCACCUCCUCCAUCACCGUGGUCGACAACUCCAUGUCCCUCGCCCUCGCCAACGCGCUCCAGUCUAUGAUCCUCACCAACUUCCUAGACUCCUCCAUAAACCUAUCACCGAAGUAUAACCCGGAGUACCCCUACUCCUUUGUAGUCGAGUCCGUGACUUACUCGCCCAUUAUAGACACGUUUUUUCCUUGUGAUACGCCAGUGUACGAUAUAUACCCCGUGUCGUAUACCGAUAUAUCUCCCGUCUACCUUCCCGAGCCCCAGGUGAUAUACACCGAAACUAUAUACGGGCCCCCUUUGCCUAUGGCCUCGGAUAAAUGUUUUGCUGAUGUGAUGGCCCCAAAUCUACAGAUUGUGCCGAUUUCUUGUGUCGGCGGUUACGAUAUUGUACCAGUAAAUGCUGUGCCAUCAAAUUUUGGCCUCGUAGACAUAAUCAUGCCUCCAUACGGAGGUUUCAAUGAUUUCUAUAUGUCCGGUGUGCCGUUGUUUUUUGAUAAUCUAUAAGAAUGUAAUGUUACUAAAAAAAGUUUGAUAACUUAGUAUUUGGAUGGUCGAGAGUAAUUUUACACUUCAGAGAGUGUUGUCUUGAUAAUCUUUAACACGUAAGUUGACCAUUUUUUGUUUUAUCGAAAUAAAUGACGACAAAUUC
Molecule: messenger RNA, 837 nt
Organism: Aricia agestis (brown argus)
Lineage: Eukaryota; Metazoa; Arthropoda; Insecta; Lepidoptera; Lycaenidae
Exons: 2
Coding region: 81-692 (203 amino acids)
Source: RefSeq, a predicted model, not a curated record